Cydia fagiglandana is the source of this 2271-nucleotide messenger RNA. It is a transcript of the gene Idh3b, whose product is annotated as probable isocitrate dehydrogenase [NAD] subunit beta, mitochondrial. Bases 119 to 1285 code for a protein of 388 amino acids. Gene Ontology annotation, cellular component: mitochondrion. Gene Ontology annotation, biological process: isocitrate metabolic process; tricarboxylic acid cycle. The transcript is spliced from 10 exons. Lineage: Eukaryota; Metazoa; Arthropoda; Insecta; Lepidoptera; Tortricidae. Gene Ontology annotation, molecular function: NAD binding; oxidoreductase activity, acting on the CH-OH group of donors, NAD or NADP as acceptor; magnesium ion binding. The record is from RefSeq and is a predicted model, not a curated record.
AGCUGUCACUUUACGUGUAACGAAACUCCUCGAAGUUACGUCUUUGGCGAGCAAAGACGUUCCAAAAAUACUUUUUCCUCAAAAAUAGUCUUUAGUGAGGUUUUAAUUGCUACAAACUAUGUCCCUAAUUAGCAGAAAUAUUAUCCGAACCCUGGUGCAGGGGUCCCAGCUGGCGGGGAAGGGUCUCCACACCACGAGUGCGGUAAACGCCGACAAAAACGUAUGUUACGCGCCACAAUCCAUCAUCUCGCUGCCUGUGAGCAAAGAGGGUCGCAUUAAGUGCACCCUCAUCCCCGGAGAUGGCGUCGGGCCCGAGCUCGUCUACUCCGUACAGGAGGUGUUUAAGUCGGCCGGUAUCCCCGUGGACUUCGAAUCGUUCUUCUUCUCCGAGGUGAACCCCACGCUGAGCGCGCCGCUCGAGGAUGUGGUCAACUCCAUCGCGCGUAACAAGAUCUGUAUUAAGGGUAUCCUGGCCACCCCAGACUUCUCCCACACCGGCGAGCUCCAAACCCUCAACAUGAAGCUGCGUAACGCCCUCGACCUAUACGCCAACGUCGUGCACGUCAAGUCGCUGCCGAACGUCAAUUGCCGCCACAAGGAUGUGGAUUGCAUCAUCAUCAGAGAGCAGACAGAGGGCGAAUACUCCGCCUUGGAGCAUGAGUCCGUGCCUGGAGUGGUCGAGUGCCUCAAAAUCAUCACCGCAGCCAAGUCCGACCGUAUCGCCAAGUUCGCGUUCGACUACGCGGUCAAAAUGGGCCGCAAGAAGGUCACCGCCGUCCACAAGGCCAACAUUAUGAAACUCGGCGACGGCACUUUCCUCAGGAGUUGCGAACAGAUGGCAAAGCUCUACCCCCGCAUCGAGUUCGAGAAAAUGAUCGUGGACAACUGCACGAUGCAGAUGGUGUCCAACCCGAACCAAUUCGACGUGAUGGUGACCCCCAACCUGUAUGGCAACAUUGUGGACAACCUGGCCAGUGGAUUAGUUGGAGGAGCUGGUGUGGUUGCUGGUGCUAGCUACAGCGCGGAGUGCGCUGUGUUUGAACAGGGUGCUCGUCACAUCUUCUCCGGCGCCGUGGGCAAGAACAUCGCCAACCCGUGCGCCAUGCUGCUCUGCUCCGCCAACCUGCUGGCCCACGUCAACCUGCACUCCUACUCCAAGAUGAUCAAGAACGCCAUCAACAAAGUCCUCGUCGACGGUAAGGUGAGGACGAAGGACCUCGGCGGACAGUCCACCACCAAAGACUUCACCUACGCCAUCAUACACAGCCUCACCCAGCCGCAGUAAAUCCAUCUACGUUUCAUGUUUCCCAACUAUUGUCGGAUACAUUCAACCUAACGGUGAUAAAUGGGUUUGGCCGGUUGAUGUUUAUUUACAGAUUUCGCGGGCAUAGGGUUUUCUUGUCAGUCCUACGGAUUCUACGACCUGGACGCUUACCCUUUAAGCAUUCCAUGAGACAAAACUAGAAACAGAGGAAGCCGAUGUUGGCGACAUCUAUAAAAACCUUUGGCAGUUGCCAACCCCAUUGGUACUGAGAAGUGUAAUUAAUGAAAAAUAUUGUGACCACGUGGCUAUUUAAGUAGGUGGUGCUAUACGAAACUACUGUUUGGCAACCUAGUUGCUGUUAUUGCAACAUAUAGACAGGUCCGUACAGCGCCAUCUACUCCAGCUGUCUAAAAUGUGGCUUCAAUAUUUUGCAAUGCUUUACGUCUUAAUAUUAUUUUGUCUGGCUGACACAGGCAAUAAAAUUAGAAAAUUACAUAAUCUAACAUAAAUCGGUAAACACUGUCAAAUAUGAUGCCGGAUAGUAUUUAAUAGUCUAAAUUUAGAAUACAACCAACCGCCUAGAUUUUAAUUUGACAGUGGCCUCCGAAAGGAUUUUACUGUAAUUUCGUGAUUAAAAAUUAGGUACUUCAAGUUUAUAAAAAUUGAAAAUAUACAAAGUGUUGUGUAUGUUGCUUUACUGGGCAUUGUGUCCAAGUAAUAAAUAAUUUGUCGGAAUCGACAGGCAAAAUGACAAUAAUAAUGAUUAUUUGACAAUGUUGGGAAACAACGACCAAAAAGUUUGGCCAAAAUAAAAUCUUUUUCACUUAAAUUAGGUUCAAGUAGUACAAUUUCAUUCGGAUCUAGACGCAAUAAUUGUAAGGAUAAUUUAUUUAUAUUUAUUUAUGAUGUGAUCAGUCGAAUCUAACAGCCGAAUGUCUCCAGUAUUCUCUAAGUAUUGAAAUCAGUUACCAUGUAAAUAAUAGGUAAAUAAAACAAAAUAAAUAUUG